AUGACAACUCAUCCACCGCUCCACUCACUGAAACGACGGAUAAGCUAUUUGCACAAACCAGGAUCAGCAGCUCCUGCAGCUGCACCGCAGCAGAAGCACCCGAUAAAAGGGCAGGGAUAUCGUCUGUUGCGUAGAUCUCACGGACAGACUCGACUCCAUCGUCCACGACAUCCAGGCACGGUGCGUGUAACAUGUCACGGACAGCUGAGAGAUGCCCCGCGGUUCGCACGAACCUAUGCAGCAGAGGAAGCCCCUCCGAGAUCUCAGUGCCUUAUUGUUGUCAAUCUUCUGGAGGCCGAGGACACCACUGCCCAGGCUCGUCUGGACCACGACCUGCAGCUGCUGAGGUCGCACAUGGUUACCUUGUUUGAUGGCGACGAGGUGGAACCAGCGGCAUCGAUCAGAGUAAAAGCGGUAUUGGGGUUUGGAAAACCCCGAUAG
This is a messenger RNA of Echinostoma caproni, 441 nucleotides long. The record is from the annotation of a GenBank genome assembly. Lineage: Eukaryota; Metazoa; Platyhelminthes; Trematoda; Plagiorchiida; Echinostomatidae.